AUGGCAUUUUUCAAAAGUUUUCAGCAGAAUCUGCCUUCAGUGUCCUCCCUGGUAGACACAAUCAGUAGUGCUGUGGAAGACUUGAGCACUGCGGUUGGGGAAGUCAGCUGUGCAUUAAGUGACUCAGUCGCUGGGCAGGUAGCAAGUAUGAUGCAUGGCUUUUACCCAGAGGAGGAAAGCUGCACAGCAGAAGAGGCUGCAGGGUCUUCUAAAGCCAGAAGUGCAGUACCGUGGGAUAGCUCCAAAAGCAGUGCUGGUCAGAAAACACAGUCUGACAGAGAGCACGGAGCCAAGCAAAGCUCCUGUUGUGACAUCUCAGCUCCUCAAAAGCAAGAACAAGAAAUGUAUGAACAGGAAUUUUAUGUUCGUGAUGGGCAGUGGACACCUUCAGAACACAAAGCAACUGGAGAUGGUGCAGGUGGUUCUGCUUUGCAAGGCUUCUUGAAUGAUGGGAUAUCAGCUGCCAAGCAGAAAAUGGUGGCUGUACCCAGUUGUCAUGAACUGGAACGUCCUGACAAAGGAGAGAUAGCUGGAGGAGGAAGCUCCAGGAGUGGUAGGCGUGGUUUUGAGGAGGUAAGUUAUCUCGAAGUGACAGGGAAGCUGGACACCAGUGGGCAAGAGGCUACGGGUGACUCCAAAGCCAGACUGCAGCGUGCGGCCGUGAGCAGAGAGCAUGGGCAGUCGGGGAGCUUCGCUGAAAAUAGACAUCUUACAGAUUCAGAGCGUUCUGAUCAUUUAAAAAAAGCUAAAAAACAUGAUAAACAUGAUGGAUUCGAAGGGAAUGAGUAUUCAGGAAACAAAUGUUCUCCAGAAGAUAACAUGAGAAACAUCAGACACAGGACACAGAAAUCCAUUGUGAAGGAAUACACACAUCCAGCUCCAUCAACAAAUUGUAAAAUCAAGUUUCCCGUGAAAAUCAAAGAAAAAAUAAAUCCAACAAAGUACUACAAAGUGAAAGGAAAUAUAAAAACAAAGAAAAAUGAAGCUAAUUCUGCUAAGAGAGGAACAGCAGAGAAUAAAGUUGGCAAAUAUUCUAAGAUAUUACCAGAAAAAGAUAAUUCCUACUUGGACAGAGAUGACCCUGGUUCAUCCUCUGAAAGUGAAGAUGAAGCGUUGGGUAAAUAUCACGAGGCCUUAUCCAGAACACACACUUCCAGGUGGCCAUUGGUGGAUUCUAGACAAAAGAACUACGCCUGGGAAACAAGGCAGAAAUACAGCCCGUUGUCUGCGGAGUAUGACGGGUACAGCAGUGAAGCGUCCAUGGAGGAUGGAAACUGCAUUCAGAGAAUGAGAAGGACACCUCCAUUGGAUGAGCUGCAGCCACCACCUUACCAAGAUGACAGCGGUUCGCCUCACCUCUCAUGCACACCCUCUGAGAUCGGGGAUGGCAAGUGUGAGAUUUCCCGCUGCAGCAACAGCCCACGCUGCUCUUUCAACAAGUGCCCCAGCGAAGGAAGCACAGGGCAUGAGGCAGAGAGCUUUCACAAUAAAGGCUAUGAAGAUGAUGUCCCUAGCGACAGCACCGCAGUCCUCAGCCCUGAAGACAUGUCAGCCCAAGGAUCCUCCUCACAGCUUCCUAAACCUUUUGAUCCAGAGCCGGAAGCUAAAUACGGCACACUGGAUGUGACCUUUGACUAUGACUCACAAAGACAGAAGCUUUUGGUGACGGUGACAGCUGUCACAGACAUUCCAACGUAUAACAGGACAGGUGGCAACUCGUGGCAGGUGCAUCUUGUUCUUCUACCUAUAAAGAAACAGAGAGCCAAAACCAGCAUCCAGAGAGGACCAUGCCCUGUCUUCACAGAAACAUUCAAAUUUAACCACGUUGAAUCAGAGAUGAUCGGAAACUAUGCAGUUAGGUUUAGACUGUACGGUGUUCAUCGUAUGAAGAAAGAAAAGAUUGUGGGGGAAAAGAUUUUUUAUUUAACAAAGUUGAAUCUUCAAGGGAAAAUGUCGUUACCAGUGAUACUGGAGCCUUCCUACAACCCUUCUGGCUGUGACUCCCAGGUGAGCUUGUCAGAAGUGUCCUGUGGUGAAAGUACAUCCUCCUGUCAGUCCCUUGAACAUGGCUCCGUUCCAGAGAUCCUCAUUGGGCUCCUUUACAAUGCCACCACGGGACGGCUAUCAGCAGAAGUGAUCAAAGGCAGCCACUUCAAAAACCUGGCAGCAAACAGACCACCCAAUACAUAUGUUAAAUUAACACUGCUGAAUUCCAUGGGCCAAGAGAUGUCCAAGUGCAAGACAUCCACCCGCAGAGGGCAGCCAAACCCGGUGUACAAGGAAACUUUUGUUUUUCAAGUGGCCUUGUUUCAACUUUCUGAUGUGACUCUGAUACUGUCUGUGUAUAACAAGCGCAGCAUGAAAAGAAAGGAGAUGAUAGGCUGGAUUUCCUUAGGUCUCAACAGCUCUGGGGAGGAGGAGCUCAGACACUGGACUGCAAUGAAGGAGUCCAAGGGACAGCAAGUGUGCAGGUGGCACGCCCUGCUGGAGUCCUGAGCAAGGAGCUGCUCCCUGGAGAGUCCUCGUCGACACCCUGCCACAAUGCUCCACUCUUUGGGAAGGACCAUCAGUGCUGAGCUGAGGGAACAGGGCUUUGUCUCUGGUAGAGCUCUGUGAGAAACCAAGAAACUUGUCAGUGUCAAGCAGUCCUCCAGAAAUUGAAGUACAUGCUUUUGAUUUGAAUUUUAUUUUAUUCAGUGAAAAGGCUAGGAAUUUUGUGGUGAUUGUGGUUUUUAAACCAAAAUUUCCAUUGUAGCACUGCAUAUCAUUGUCCACAUACUACCCAUAAAGCGUAUGUUGGCCAGUCCUUGGAUGAAGCUCAGCCAUCACGGUCACAUCUCCAGGCUCGUUCACGCUGAUGAUAGUUUCAUCUCAGAUGUGUUCUCUCUGUGCCUCAGCCUUUCUUAUAGUACUAAACCCAAGUGCAAAAUUCCUCGAAGCAAAGUUUAAGCUUGGUUUCUUUGAAGUUUGUCUUUGCUCCAUUUAUUUAUUUAUUUAUUUAUUUAUUUAUUUAUUUAUUUAUUUAUUUAUUUAUUUAUUUGAUCCAAAGAGACUAUGCCCCAUUGAUCCCUUGCAAACUUUUCUGACUGUACUGCAGAAACUUCAUAACUUUAUCGUCGAGUCCUUUGUGUACUCUAUGUCCCAAUGUAGAAAAUGGUAGAGCAAACUCUCAUUUGGAAUCGCUUUCAGUGAUCAGUUUUCGCAGCUGUAUGAUGUGGCAGGCAUGGUGGGUAAUUGUUGCAAAUGGAAGGCAUUCUAGUUAAAGGAGUUUUGACUAUCUGUUCCUAGUGUUGAGCCUGCAGGCAGCAUCGGAACAGGCUCCUGGGGUCCUUAUUCACUCCGAUUUCUUUGUGGUUCUCAGCUUUAAUACAGUUAGGAGCAUUCUGCGAUCCCUGUGUUCUAGUGACUUGUGCUGUGUUUUGUGACGUCUUCAGCGUGAUGUCACCCUGUGCCUUUCAUGCAAGUUGACCUUGCUUACACAGCUGGGAAGCCGUAUUUGCAAACUUGGCCUUCAGCACUCACAGGAGUGAAGCCCUCGGCUGCCAUGCCGAUGCCGCGCUUUGCAGCGUGGGAGGCAGCGGGCUUGCUGGCCUCCUCAUGGUCGAGCACUUUCUUGUCUUGUCUUCAUAUUUAGAAACCAUAGGCCAACUGGAUAUAACAGAAGCUAUUUUCUUUUAGUUUUCCUUCUUACCUGACAGAAAUGGUAUGUUUAUGCUUUACUAGAGCGUGUUCUGUGUCCAUGAAAUGGUUUUCCUUCUGCUCUUUCACAUUCCUAGUUCAACCUGACAAAAAUGUGUUAUUUACCAACUAAUGAAAAGUUGUGUCGCAGUUCCGAUCCCAGCUGAGCACUCUGUACUGUUACUGUGAGCUAGAAUUCAUCGAACCCAGACUAGCAGAGCUGCACACUGACUGGUAAGAAUGUAGUAGUACUGAAAGGCCUUAAACACACCCGGAAGGCUUUGAGCACCUACAUUUUAGUUUAAAAGAAGGCAUCUCUAUGCUUUGAAACACAGCAUCUUAAGAGGAAAAGAUACAGACAGGAAGCAUGAAGUUAGUUAAAAGGCAGAAAUUUCAGAGCCCAGCAUAGUGGCUUAUCCCUGUAAUGCUAGUACUUAGGAGGCUGAGGCAGGAGGAUUACUGUGAGUUUGACACUAUCUAAACCAUCCUGGACUACAGAGUGAGAACUGUCAAAAAAAGGGGGGGGUAUAUUAAAAAAAUAGCAUUAAAAAGACAGCAUUAGGGCUGGGGAUAUGGCUCAGCCACUGAAGGCCAGGUUCACCACCAAAAUAAAAAGAAAAGGCCCUUCUACCACUCGACUAGUGAGCAUUCCAGGACUGGUUUGGGGAGAGGAGGUAUUCUUUCUUUCUUUCUUUUGUUAUUUUUUUUAAGUGUUAUUGAAGAACAUAGUAAGGCAAAAUGUGAAGAAGGCUAUAGGUUACUCUGAAAAUUGGGUGCAGGCAUUUGAUGCUAAGUGAGCUUUUACCUGCUUUGAAACAGUUACCCGCAUGACUAACAACUGCUGUCUUCCUAACAAAGUCACUGAUCUUGUUUGUGACGAAGUUCAGUUGGACUAUAUAAGACCAGCUUGGUGCUUUCACUGUGUGGAGAGGAAAACCUGUUACCUGUUCAACCUCCUUUCUGGAGACUGCCCAGAACUGUAUGUACUCCCAAAGAUCUGGUGUCUGGUGUAAGUGUUCCUUCAUGUACAGCCUGGAAAGUGAUUUCAGUCUUCUUUAACUUCAGGAACAGACCUCCCACCCUCUGUCCCAUUUUCCAAGUCCUCAGUGAUUAUAAAUUGGGUAUGCCUGUAACUGCACACACAGCACAGUGUGCUGUGCACAUGCAAAGGCGAAGGUACCGCUUUUCAAUGUAACCCGACAGGAAGGUGUUUCUCUGCAGGCCAUGGGCUGCUGUUUCUCCUCUGUAAAAUUUCUAAAUGUGAUAUUAGGUUUAGAGCCAAAUGCUGCUAUUCUGUCACAUAUACACAAAUAUGCAUCUUUUUUUUCUCUCCUGUGAUUUAACGUAAAUACUUUCCCAAAUUAUCUGAGUCACAGAUGUUGACUCAGAAUCUUGAAAAUGAAAGUCUACACUCUUUGUGUCUUGCUAAAAUCAAAUGAAAUAUCCAGACUCCACAGCUGACUGGAAUAUGGGGUAGUCUCAGCUUCCUCAGUGUGGCUGUGGGCUGCUGUCCAGGAGCGCAGUAUUGUCUGACCUCAGAAGCAAGCUUCUGUAGUUGUGGAGCCUGAGUACCAAGCACCUUGUAUUGAAAUUACAGCUAUGUAUUAUCUCGCUGCAUGUUGGUGAGUUCUCAGUACUGUGUCGACUAACAAAAGUUAUUUAUCAGACCAUGUUUUAAGAAAAAGAAAAAAUACUUAAACUGUCUGGAUGACUGUGCUACUGUGAAGUUGAGCGUUGGCUGGGGGUCAGAUCUGAUCUGUGCAAAACACAGCUCUCUGUGUUACAUCACCACUUCAGUGAUGCCUGGGAGUCUGACCACAUUACUAGACAAGCAGAAACAGUCUAGGCUGUCCUUGACAAUGAGGAAUACAAAUGCUAUCAUAGCUUUCUAGGGAGUUAAGAAGCAGGAGAGUUGUUUAAAGUGUACUUGGUGGAAGACCAGUGGUCCCCAACCAGUUUUUUCAAAAUCCUUGUUCAGCUAUCAAUAGAAAAGACACAGAGUUCAUUAGCAGAAAUAUUUAUGUCCAUAGACUGGAGAAUUCAUAGAAAAAUUUACAUUCCUGGUUGUUAUUCCUAAGUUUCUUUCUCUUACUCUCUUUAUAAUCCAUUUCUUCCUCCUCAUCUGCCACUGGAGAGUGACCAUCCGUGUCAUUGUCACCGGCAGUCUGAUGCUAAGACAAGGUGGGGCAUGCUGUGAAGCCCUUCAAACACGCUACAACGCGGACAAUGUUACAGCUAUAACUUAGUCAAGAACUGAGACAAUAAUUGGUUGUUUUAUUUGAUUCUCACUACAUAUUAAGAGGCAAGUAGCAUCACUAGUGUUUUCUCUGUGAAGAAGCUGCUGCUGGGGGACCUGAGCUGAACCCCCUAAGGUUGCUCCUCUUUUAAGUGAACCACAGUAGAACUGGGGUCACUCCAAGCCCACUUAUGCACAUUGUAUCUUCACCCUCUUUAUUAUGGGCGAAAAAAGCAGCAUUGUGCUGGGGCAAUUUCUGCCCAGCUUAUCUGAACGGCAGAGAUAGGCCCGAGAGAGUAGAGCUUAGAAAGUGAAAA
Molecule: messenger RNA, 6231 nt
Organism: Chionomys nivalis (European snow vole)
Lineage: Eukaryota; Metazoa; Chordata; Mammalia; Rodentia; Cricetidae
Gene: Syt14
Product: synaptotagmin 14
Exons: 6
Coding region: 1-2496 (831 amino acids)
Source: RefSeq, a predicted model, not a curated record